GACGCGCAAAGCUGCCUUCACUGGCAGCUUGUUUCUCUCCAUACCCUCCUCACCGCUUGUCACGAUGUCGACGUCCACGGCUGUAGAUGCUGCGCGACCCAAGCUAGAUGUGGAGGAAUACUUAACGACCGCGCUGUCGGCGACGCCUCAGGAGCUUCAUCCGUUCUUCGAGUCGUUCAGGAAUCUACAUAACCGCAAACUAUGGCACCAACUCACUCUGAAGCUUCUUGCAUUCUUUGACCACCCCCUCUCAAAACCAUACCGAGUCGAUGUCUUCGACCGGUUUGUUCGAGAGUUCGAAAGUCGGUUAAACCAGCAACGGCUGGUGGAGAUGGGCGUGAAGGUGUCGCGGGAGAUCGACAAUCCCUCGGCGCAUCUGCAGUUUUUACUGGACCUUCUGGCUCGUAUCGAUACCAAGCAGUCACCAGAGUCAGAGGUCCUGCUGCUCUCGCAUAUUGCCCAUGCAAAGUUGAUGUACGGAGACAUUGACGGGACAAGGACGGACAUUGACAAGGCGUGGAAAGUGUUGGACGAGCUGACUGCCGUCGAUAACGGUGUUUCAGCGGCCUACUACAGUGUGGCUGCGGAUUAUCACAAGGCCAAGGCCGAAUACGCGCCUUACUACAGGAAUUCGCUGUUAUACCUCGCAUGCGUGGAUGUGGAAAAGGACAUGACUGCGGAAGACCGCCUAGUUCGCGCCCACGACCUCAGUGUGGCUGCUUUCCUUGGGGACACCAUCUACAACUUUGGAGAACUCCUCAUGCAUCCAAUCCUGAACUCGCUAGAUAACACGCAGUACGACUGGAUCAAGAAGCUGCUGUUCACCUUCAACGAAGGUAAUAUCGGCAGAUUCGAAGCGUUGGCUCCCUUGUUUCCGAAGGAGCCAAUCCUGCAAGAGAAUUAUCCUUUCCUGCGACAGAAGAUCUGCCUUAUGGCGCUGAUCGAGUCCGUGUUCAAGCGCAGUCCGUACGAUCGGACCAUGAGCUUCCAGACCAUCGCGGAGGAGACGCGGCUACCGCUGGACGAGGUCGAGCACCUCGUCAUGAAGGCUCUGAGUCUAAAACUAAUCCGGGGGUCGAUCGACCAGGUCGAGGAGAAGGCGCAGAUUACGUGGGUGCAGCCGCGCGUGCUUUCGCGGGAGCAGAUUGGGCAGCUGUCGCAGCGGUUGUCGUCGUGGGUGGGGAAGCUGAAAGGAGUCGAGCAGAAGAUUGCUCCCGAGAUACUGAGUACUGCCUGAUUGCAAUGGCUUUCACGUUCCGGUGUUCAAAUGCGCUUGUUCUCGACAACCACGUUGAGGUGUACAUUACCGACCAGCCCAGCUGCCUAUCGUUAAUUAUGGUUUUGGCUGGGAUCUACAUGAGGCCACAAGUCGUAAUGGGCG
This is a messenger RNA of Gloeophyllum trabeum ATCC 11539, 1381 nucleotides long. RefSeq lists its product as uncharacterized. The record is from RefSeq and is a predicted model, not a curated record. Bases 65 to 1237 code for a protein of 390 amino acids. The transcript has 7 exons. Gene Ontology annotation, cellular component: proteasome regulatory particle, lid subcomplex; cytosol; nucleus. Lineage: Eukaryota; Fungi; Basidiomycota; Agaricomycetes; Gloeophyllales; Gloeophyllaceae. Gene Ontology annotation, biological process: ubiquitin-dependent protein catabolic process. Gene Ontology annotation, molecular function: structural molecule activity.